Larimichthys crocea (large yellow croaker) is the source of this 2337-nucleotide messenger RNA. RefSeq names its product protein phosphatase 1, regulatory subunit 8b (gene ppp1r8b). The transcript is spliced from 7 exons. Bases 75 to 1124 code for a protein of 349 amino acids. NCBI's taxonomy places the organism in Eukaryota, Metazoa, Chordata, Actinopteri, Sciaenidae. The record is from RefSeq and is a predicted model, not a curated record. Gene Ontology annotation, molecular function: protein binding.
ACAACUCCCAGUCACCCACAGCGAGCGGGUUUUCCACCCCAACAUGCACUUCGGCUCUGAGACGAUGAGGCAAGAUGGCGACUAAAAUAAGCAAAGAGAGUCCCCCUCCUUUUGAUUGUCCGACAUGGGCAGGAAAGCCUCCUCCGGGGCUCCAUCUAGACGUGAUGAAAGGAGACAAACUGAUGGAGAAACUGAUCAUAGAUGAAAAGAAGUACUACCUGUUUGGCAGGAACCCCGACUGGUGCGACUUCACCAUCGACCAUCAGUCGUGCUCGCGAGUCCACGCUGCCCUGGUUUACCACAAACAUCUGAAAAGGGUCUUUCUCAUAGACCUCAACAGCACACAUGGUACUUUUCUCGGACACAUCCGUCUGGAGGCGCACAAGCCUCAGCAGGUUCCCAUAGACUCUACAAUAUCUUUCGGGGCCUCGACACGGACCUAUACCAUCAGAGAGAAACCACAAACCCAAGGCACCGCCGGCACAGGAGACAGUAAGACGGGGGAUGACGAAGAGCUGAAAGGACUGCUCGGGCUUCCAGAGGAAGAGACAGAGCUGGAGAACCUGACGGAGUUCAACACAGCUCACAACAAGCGCAUUUCCCUACUGACUAUUGAAGAGGGCAACCUGGAAAUCCAGAGGCCUAAGAGGAAACGGAGGAACUCCAGGGUUACCUUCAAUGAGGAGGACUCCAUCAUUAACCCAGAGGAUAUAGACCCUUCGGUGGGACGCUUUAGAAAUAUGGUGCAGACUGCUGUCAUCCCCAUGAAGAAACGCAGAUCAGAGGGCCAAAAUACUCUCGGUCUUGAUGACAUAACUUCCAAACGUAUCCACGCCUACAGCUUAGGCGGUGGUCUCUAUGGGGACUUGCCUCCCACCAGUCAUGAGAACCAGCCGACAGGAGCACCAGGAGGUGCUGCUAUGCAGGGAGGGCUUCCUCUGCCUUUCCCCAAUCCAGCACCAGAGGUGGACCUGGCCCCAGAGGCUCCCCAGCCUCCUGUCACCCUCAACCCCACUCCUGUUACAGCCCCUUACCUACCAGAGACCCACAACGAGCCACGCAAAAAGAAGUAUGCCAAAGAGGCUUGGCCGGGCAAGAAACCCACCCCGUCACUACUCAUCUGAUCAGUUUCUGAAAGCUGCUGACUCUCAGGUUACCAGCAGACGCAUCAGGGACUGUGACCUGGCUGACGUGGAGUCAUUCUCUAAUUUUCUUUUUUAUUUGUCGUGUUUACUCAUGGUCAUCACAAAAAGACUGCGUGGUCUGUCGUAAGAUAUCAUCGACAUUACUAAAUCAGCAGUUUAUAAUUGUCCAGAAAACAGCAGAAUGUUGUGGACUGACAGCGAUUAUAACAGACUUGGCAGUGAGUGUUUGAGCCUCAGAGUGGCAGUUAGAUACGUUUGUCUGUGAGUGAAAGUCUACGUGGAUAUGAUGAGCCAUCGAGUUCUGUUUUUUUGACGUGUGUAAAGUUGGGAUUUUUUUUUUUUCCUUUUUCUACUAAACAAGUUCCGACAUUUUUUUCACUCCUUUAAUAUUUUGAUAAUGCUGUUAAAACAAAUUGCAAAACACAUACUUUUUAUAUAAGAAAAUUUUACUGUGAGAAGUCAGGUAAGUUGGAGAAUCCAGACAUGAAGUCAGUUUCUAUCAAAACACAGGGCUGCUUUUUAUUUUGAAAAUGACUGAUAGAAUGUGCUUUGCUCACUGAAACAUUUCCAUUACAUAUAUUAGACCAAUGUAACAUCAAUUGAAGUGUCUUGUAUUUGUCAUAUAAACCACUAGAUGUUGACUGCACAAAGGUCAGAGUUUUCAUUGAGGUUUAGCUGCAGGCUUGCAGGUACCAUUGUUUAUGGCCUGUCCUACUAAACGUAGUCUUGUCUAAAAUCUGUGACGUCCCAUCAAAGUGGCAUUGGCUUUUUCCGUUAUAACAAGGUUUAAACAGUCCAUUAGCCGUUUUACAGUUUUCUUAAUUGGAAUGUUAAAUUAGUAACAAUAUAGGAGAAUUGCAAUGGCAGCGCGGUAACAAACACCAACUUUAACAGGUUUGGAUUUAGUCUGGUCAAGGAGCAUGUUAAUGUCCUUCACGUGCAUCACAGUACAGAGGAGUUUAUACAGUAUACUGUAUAUUUAGUUUGCCCUGAACUGACUCGAGUCAUAGGAACUGUGACUUUGCACAGCAUCAGAAAUCGGUUUACGCAGAGUGUACUCUGGGUUUGAGAUCAAAAACGCACAUGGUGUUUGACGUUUACACACUGUGCUGGUGACUUUUUGUCCUUGUGGGUGUGUGGAUUUUGUAAUCAUAUGACUGUAAAUAAAAAAUGAAUUACUUUUGACUCAUAA